CGCUACGCUUCUCAUCGGCAAGAUGGCUAUUAAUAUCUCCCGGCGCUCCGUGACUCAUGGGCUCGUGCACCGUCGCCACAUAUAUUAACACACGCCCUAUCAGAAGAUAUCAUCUAAAAAAAGGGACGAUAGCUUAACUACCCAUACCGACAAACCCAAGCUAGUUAUCAAACUAUUUGUUAUUACUCCGAGUCGAUAUACCACACCAUCCCGGAACCAGCACCGGCUGACGUCUGUCACUCCACAGAUCACAAUAAAACUUCAAUUGGGAGGAGACAAUUAGAGUAAAAAAGAAAAGAAGAAAAAAAAGAUGGAAUCCACAACGAGGGACCAUCUCAUCACUACUACUACUACUACCACCACUAUCACAUCCCUUCCAACCGCUCUAGCUGCGGCGAUAUUGCUUCUUCUGACACUUAUCGCCCUGUCAUAUAUCCUCCGCAACACAGAUCACGACAUCCGAUCGACUCUCUUCCAACUGCUACACAAACCCCUGUCGACCAGCGAAGUUGUGUCGCUGCGCAUCUACCCCAUCAAAUCAUGUCGCGGUUUCGAGAUCGACAGGACCACGGUGCAAAUGCACGGACUCGAUCUCGAUCGCCAAUGGAUGUUCGUUGACGCGACCACCCGUGAAUUCCUCACUAUCCGCCAGAUUCCCCAGAUGACGCUCAUCAACACCGGUCUUAGUCAGGAUGGUGUCUUUCUCGAGCUUAGCAUCACAGGCGCGGAGGAACCGCGGACGGUUCGCGUCCCUGCGCGCCCGUCGCCAGACUGGUUGGCCGCACACACGACCCUGGCACAGGUCAAGAUAUGGGAUAUCUACACCGACGGUCAUCUGUACGGUCCCGAAGUGAAUGAUUUCUUUUCCCAAUUCCUCAAUCGCGCCGUCUGUCUGGUCUACAAGGGUCCCACGCCGCGAGUCCUCCGCGGUAAUGGCUCGCCCAAGAUCAUCGGCCGCACGCAGGAUACCUAUUUCCCAGACGUCCUUCCACUACUAAUCGGGUCAGAGGCAUCGCUAGCAGAGCUCAAUUCGCGCUUGACCGCCAAGGGUGCCGAUCCCAUCACCAUCGAGCGGUUCCGGCCGAAUAUCAUCGUCCGGGGCACAGUUCCAUGGGAGGAAGACUCGUGGAAACUAGUGCGUUUCCGCGGAUCUGACUCUGCGAGACCUCUCGAUGUGGAUGUCGUCGCCCGAUGUGCCAGAUGCCAGGUCCCCAACGUCAAUCCGGAUACGGCAGAGAAGCACAAGCACGAGCCGUGGAACACUCUGAUGUCGUACCGAAGAGUCGACGAGGGGAUCAAGUAUAAACCGUGUUUUGGCAUGUUGAGCGUGCCCCGCAACGAGGGGGAAAUUUAUGUCGGAAUGAAGUUCGAGGUGCUGAACGAGACGAAGCAGCAUCGGUAUAUUACAGGUUUCUAGUUUUGAGAGACUUUUGGGGAAUUGAUAUUGAGGACGUCUGUAUAUUCCAGGUUUCCAUAACAGUUCGGAUGGAGGAAUGUUGUUUCCCUCUAUAUAUGAAAAGAGAUCCAAAAGUAGUAGAGUGACUA
Paecilomyces variotii is the source of this 1545-nucleotide messenger RNA. RefSeq lists its product as hypothetical. Bases 311 to 1417 code for a protein of 368 amino acids. Gene Ontology annotation, molecular function: molybdenum ion binding; catalytic activity; pyridoxal phosphate binding. The record is from RefSeq and is a predicted model, not a curated record. NCBI's taxonomy places the organism in Eukaryota, Fungi, Ascomycota, Eurotiomycetes, Eurotiales, Thermoascaceae. The transcript has a single exon.